AUGUCUUCCUCCUGCUCUCCACAACCCUCCCUUGCCACUAUUCCUACCGUCUGGCGCUCCCCAUCGAAUAAACGCGCGCGCCGAACCAUUCCCACCAUCUCAGAGACACAGAAACCCCUGUCCAGCUUCCGCCGCAACUCACUGGGCGCGAAGUUCUCCGUGGAUUUCAACGCUGAGUACAAAGAGUCGAUCGCUCUCGCCAUCCACCCUCCUAUCGUUGCUCUCACUGAAGGGGCGCUGGGAGCACGAAGCAUCCUCUUCGUCGAGAGCCACAGGGAUCACCCCGACCGCUCCUGGGUGCCACCGCGUCCACCGUCGCCAUACAUCCGCCAAGUGGGACAGGCGGAGAGAGACGCCGCCGAGCGGACCGCUGCGGAGUACGCAACCGUGCACGAGAGUGCUCUUUACCCUGUGUAUCGGGGCUGCGAGCGCGGGGAGUUCAUCCGCACUCUCGGUGGAUGGAUUCAGCAGCUGGAGGGGCUGGCGCCCGCCUAUCGAGGCGAGUUGUUUUGUUUAUUCAACUGGAUUCAGCGGACCCAGUUGUGCCAAUACCGCAAGCUGGUGAGGCGGAUAGGGAGACUCGUGCACGGACUCCAAGAGCUGGAGAUGCGGAUGAGGGUGAUGUCCUUCGAGAACGGACUCCCCAGUGAGUCUCGCUGCUUGGAGCGCGUUCUGACAGACUGGAUUCGGAGGGUGACGGAGCAGUACGAGCGGAUGACGAUGGAAGGCGCCCAGGACUGUCAGUCGCUGGCUCGGAGGAGGGAUGUCAUGAAAUCCAUGGGUGAUGUGGUGAUGGACCUGGCAUUUGAGCUGAAGGACGGUGUCCAAAAGCGCGUCGAAGGCAUCCUGGAGGUCCUGGAACAGCACAUAACACAGUGGUAA
Messenger RNA from Cladophialophora yegresii CBS 114405, 882 nucleotides. RefSeq lists its product as uncharacterized. The record is from RefSeq and is a predicted model, not a curated record. The transcript has a single exon. Lineage: Eukaryota; Fungi; Ascomycota; Eurotiomycetes; Chaetothyriales; Herpotrichiellaceae. Bases 1 to 882 code for a protein of 293 amino acids.